Messenger RNA from Calidris pugnax (ruff), 2407 nucleotides. RefSeq names its product MAP6 domain containing 1 (gene MAP6D1). Gene Ontology annotation, biological process: microtubule cytoskeleton organization. The transcript has 3 exons. Gene Ontology annotation, cellular component: microtubule. The record is from RefSeq and is a predicted model, not a curated record. Lineage: Eukaryota; Metazoa; Chordata; Aves; Charadriiformes; Scolopacidae. Gene Ontology annotation, molecular function: calmodulin binding; microtubule binding. Bases 24 to 296 code for a protein of 90 amino acids.
CCCGCAACGUUCAGCGCCGUUUGAUGUGCAUCAGGGAGCUGCUCCCCCAAGACCUGUUUCUGCAAGCUCCUGCUGCAUCUUUCUCUCUGCACUCUCUCUUGCAAGAGUAUCGCCCAUGGACUGGAGCAAAACCAUCCAAGCCUAUAAAGACAAAGCAAGGCUUCAUUAUCCCAGAAGACCACUUUGUUCAAGAGACAAGCUACAAGGCAGAUUUUAAGAUCCCAGAGGUGAAGACCAGGUUCUCCCCCAACCCUUCUGCUGUUUUCCAGGCGCCGGCACGGAUCCUCAACGUGUGAACCCGGGGCCCUCCUCACGCCCAGGCAGCUUAAAAUGCCGCGUUUCUGUUGAGAUGUAUCACUAUGCAAUUUUCAUGAGGAAUGUUGAGAUCAAAGAACCAGUAUUAUCAAAAAAAAAAAAAAAAAAAAAGAAAAAAGCAGCUUCAGUGAUUAAUGAUAUGCACACACACACACAGAGUUUCUGUUAACACAACAAACCGCCAAGCGCUGGGUUCCGAGGCAGCAGAACACGCUGCGAGGAGCGACCUAGUUAAUUUUUUGGAGGAGCAGGUUCAUUACUAUGCCAGCUGGCAUCACAUUAGGAGAUUGACUUUGGGCAGCAAAGGCAGUAUAUUGCAGGCAACAUCCCUACACGCUUAACUCCACCGGGUGGGAGGGAGAACAAUCGCAAGCGGGACAGAUAAUUAAAACAAAACAAAACAAAAAAAUAAAAAAAAGGAGCUUCAUUUAGCAGCACCCUCUAAGUAGGCUGGUGACAGACAGGGAGAGUGUGUCUGGCUGACUUCUGAGCUUCUGGAGGGGGCUUGGGAAAUAGGACCUCAGAGAGCAUCACCACAAAUCACAGCAUCCAAGGGGCCAGUCUGAACUUCCAGGGCUGUUCUGGAAGCUGGAGGAUGCCAGCAUCCUUGAACUCUAAAAUAAAACUGGCACAUACAGUGCCUUGGGGCUCUAAGGCUGGAAAGCUGGAUAUUUCCAAAAUCGGUGUGCUGACGCAGAAGCAAGAGAGGACCCAACUUCAGGAGACAGCCCUGACAGCAACGCAACAGCCUGGUUCGGAGGAGAUUGCAUGGGAACCUAAAAUCUGAAAUAUUUAUGUAAUUUGUAUAGCUGUUAGGGGGAGAGUGUAAAUAUUGUAUAUGGAUUUUACCUAAAAGAGUUUUGAGAUCCUUUAAUAAAAGGGACAUGCUUAUACUUUUAAUAAAUAUUAACUCUUUGCAUAUGCAAGGUGGAAAAUAUUGCCUUGAAAUUCCUAAAUUAUUGCCUGUAUAUUGGUAAUGCUAAUGCUAGGAACAACCAGAAGCGAAUGUUACUUAGAAACUCUUCUUAAAGACAAAACGUAAUGUAGAAUGUAAGACAUCUUCAUUUUUAAGACAGACCAUUUUAAGUGUCAUUAUUCUAAAGCUGAUUUUUUUAGUUGGGUGUGUGUUUAACUUUUGCGGAGGUACACGUUUCAAGAAACCAUUUUUUAGCCUUUGUUCAUCAAGACCGUAGUGGGUUUACAGUUUUUUAUCUCAGUGACUUAUGCGAUGUAAUUAGUCUACUGCUUAUUUCAUGGUUUUGCUAAUUAUUUUGGAGGAAAAAAAAAAGACCAAAUUGAAAAACCUUUACUUUACGUGUUUGAAACACACAAAUAUGUGGGGGGAAUGAAAGGAAGCGACCCUCAGACCCAAGCGGUGAUGGGAUGUUCAUCCAUCUGUGGUGAAAUGGACUUGAACACAGGAGGAUUUUUUUUUCUUAACCUUCCUACUAACGGAAGCUGAAGGCAAAUCUAAUGAACCCUGGGGACUCUGCAAACACGUACGCAUUGUUCUUCUGGGAAUUAUCAACAAUUUCUGCACUGCUGGCAUGUGGGUUGUACGUGGAAAACAUGCAGAUGCCAUCUUCUCACUGCAUUAUGUGAGAGUUGGACCGAACACCGCCGCCAGAAUAAGGGAACAUCUGCCGUAGGCUGGGACAGGGGAUGGCCCUUCCCACACUCAGCCCUGGACCCACAGGAUCAUCCAGUAACUCCAGUGCUCGCCAAAAUAAUUUUUCAGGAGAUUCAUUUUUCAGGAAGUUCAUUCGAAACAAUUCAAACUGUACUACAGGUUUUGCAUGUUAGAUGUUUCUAAGAAUUCAGUCUGCUUGUUUAAUCUCUUUAUAAUGUUUUUAACUGUUUUGUUCAAAACAAUUUAAGUUGAUUUCAAUCCUGGGCUUUAUUAACAGCAAAAAAAAAAAAAGCAAAAAAAAAAAAGAAAAAAGGAUAGAUUGUCUAUUCAGUCUCUCUUCUUAAUUCACUGUAUUUCUUAAAAAAAUAUAAAUGAACCCAGUUCUGAACAAACUGGUAAUAUAAUAAGCUUGUAUUUUAUCAAAUGGACUGGAUUUAAUUUAAUAAAUUAAAAUGUAUUUUG